Molecule: messenger RNA, 822 nt
Organism: Rhipicephalus microplus (southern cattle tick)
Lineage: Eukaryota; Metazoa; Arthropoda; Arachnida; Ixodida; Ixodidae
Cellular component (GO): cytoplasm
Source: RefSeq, a predicted model, not a curated record
UUGUCGCUGUAUCGGCCGGCGAGUGCGCGUGAUGCUGACGAAGUACAAAGAGUGCAGGCAGUGAUCCGAUUCGCACAGUGUCGUGCCUCUUGCCUCGAUAAGCUUGGUCUGCAGAUGGAUAAAAACAACAUCGACUGCAUAGAUGACAAAGAGUGCAACAUGUGCUGGGACGUGUGCAGGUUCUUCAACGACGACUUCGAAGUAUGGAGACACAUGUGCGCGGUGGAGGAAUUGUGUUUUCCUGGCUGUCGACAGGCCUGCUCUUUCUGGUACAAGGCUUCACCGAAGCAACUAGGCAACCCACUGAUGAGCGUUUCUGACGUGUUCGCUGGUAUGUUCUUCGAGCCAGCACGGCUCGAGGGUCAUGGCCCUCAUAAUGUGCGUAUCACCUGGUCCCGGCCUGAGAGCACAAUGGACGACAACAUUGAGCGCGCACUGGUCUACGUGAUCUUUCUGAGGGGGCUCUUCGACGAUCAGCGCUGGGAGGACGUUGCACAGACACAGUACCUAAACGCAACUGUACGCCGCAGCCAACUCAAGCAGGCCUCGGAAGUGAAGGUCAUCGCGCUCUCGCCAUAUGGCGUCUUUGCUCACACUCAAGUGGGCUUAGACCUGGACUUGGCGGCUUAUGACUCUCUGCAGGCGGACGACUCCAUCACCAGUGCCCUUCCUAUCUUUCGCUGCUCCGAAUGUUGUCGAAAUCAAGCACUCUAGCGGAUACCGAGUCGAGGUCGACAUCGCAUGGGAAUUCGGACUCUCGCUACAAGCCAAGGACGUCAAGUAUGAGGUGCGACCAGGCUCCACUAAAUCCAGUUUCACAAG